GAAAUAUAUAUUAAUUAGGAACAUAAAGAGAAAAACAAUGGCAAGCUUUGAUGCGAAUAUUAUACAAUUAAAAUUAACUCAAAAAUAUUAACAUGCAAUUUUUUUGGAAUGAUUAUUCUUUAUUUAUUUAAUUUUAUCUUUUGUCAGUAAAUAACAUUCUUACAUUAACUUGCAACACUGCAUUGUAAAUAACGCCCUGUCGUCUUUGCCCGCCUCUCCUCUCCCACAGCCCCAUCCCUCCCGUCCCAACCCUCUCCCAGCCCAAAAUUAUCCCUAGAAAAGAUCUUAUGAGAAACAAAAGAUAGAAGCCAAGGUGUAGGAUAGUAAUUGUUGUUCAAGCUGUGAGUGAAGUGGCUGCUGGUAGUAUGAAAAUCCUACAGAACAGUAUUUGACAGGAAUUCGAAAUGGUGGUUCAAAAGAAUUGGAAUAAUAUAGAGGUGUCGCCGCAGAAUCCUGUUACCGAAGGUCCCUCAAGUACGUGGGGCUUUCAAACACCUGCCAAAGCAACUAUCGUCCGUUCUAACACCCCCAGCAAUAUGCAAGCCAAACAGCCAGUUACGAGACAAAUUGCUAUAAAUACUUUAGCAGCUAUGCACCGAAGGUUCAGUCUACCUGGACCAGUGCAGCCACAUUCUAGACCUAUUGCGGAAUUCAGAGCAAGUGCUAAUAAAUCACUGGAUAUGUUGCGACAAACAAUACAGUCAGCGGUCACAAGAGAAAUUGAUCAAGUUAUCAAGAAGUAUUUGGAAAAAUUCUUUGUACCUGCUGUUAACAACAUAAGACUGAAUUUGGGAGAUGAAUCUGUUAGUGAAGAUCAGGUACGAGCUGUCUGCCGGGCCAUGUUAGAUGCUACUCGAUUGCUUUACACCACCCCUCCUCGACCAGCACAGUCACCAUUUGAUAAUAGUGACUCGGAAUCCAAUAACAGCACUGACUCCAAACUUGUUAAGCAAAGUGUUGUGAGUUUUAUAAAAUUACAGACUCCAUCACAAAAGAGGAAGGAUUCCGACAAUGAUAUUGAUUUGACGAAGCGCAAGAAAAUAAAGCAGGAAGAUGGAACAGACAGUGCGUCAUCCUCACCAUUACCUUCUCCGGCCAUCAGAGACCCUGAGAAAUGGAAUCCAGCAAGGUUAAAUCAGGAGACACUGUUCAUCAUGGGCUCUCAUGCUCAUAAAGUGUUGGGAUUGGGAAAUUCACGUGGACGCUUGUAUACAAGACACGCUGGUCUUCUUAGAUAUCCAGCUGACUCGGCUGAUAAGGAAUGGAUUGCUAGUCACAACUUGGUUAAUGCUGUGGGUGGGAAAACUUACAUAAUGGUUUUGGAAGACAUUGAAGAGCUUGCUAAUAGUGAAGCAUACAGACACAGUUCAUUACCAAUGCUUGGGGAACUGACAGGGUUCAAGGUACCUCUGUUUAUGUUGAGGAAGAUAAAGGCUUAUGUCCUCAAAAGAGCUCUAAGCGGCGAGUUGAGUAACGCUAACAGUCCCCAACCAUCCACAAGCAAUAUCCAAGAAGAAGAUAAAUACAAAAUUGAGGAUAUCAAAGUUGAACCAAAUCACGACAAUUUUGAUAGUAACAGUUUCGAUGCCAGUCAGUAUAUAGGGAAUGGUGAAAACAGCAGAGAUUUCUCAGAUGUUCCAAUGAUGAAGGAAGAUACAGAUUUUGCUGAUAUCAAAGUUGAGGACAUGGAUGAUAUGAAGGUAGGCGGCAUCAAAGUCGAAGAUUUGGACGAAAUCAAGAUGGAAGAAAUGAAAGACGAAGAUGUGGAUUUGAAUGAAAUCAAAUGCGAGAACAUUGAUGAUAUUAAUGUUGAAGGAAUUAAAGUUGAAGAUAUAAAGUUAGAGAGUGACGACUUUGCCCUUUGUAAAUCAGAAGAUGUUCAGAACCAUCUAGUUGACGGUCUAUUGGAGUCCGAUAUAGAGUUUUUGAGCAGAAAUUUGGGAAAUAUUGAGAGUGAUGCAGAUGCUAGAAAAACUAUUGAGAAGUUAACCGGCGCUAAUCCUGAUACGAUCACAUUGGUUGGUGAUGAGUUUGACUUGGGUACAACCUUGAACACAAGCAAUUUUACAGUAAACCAAACGAAAUGCAUCACAGUGGCCUCAACUACAAGUGGUAUGGUACACAGCGUGCCAGUAGCCCACUUGCCGUCACCGCGUAUCACGGGCAGUACGGUUCACUACUACACGAGCGCGCCGCCCGUGUCGCAAGCGCCGCAGUCGUCGCUCGCGUCGCAAGUGUCGCAAACGUCGCACGCCGCGCCCGUGUCGCACGCGUCGCGUACACUGCACCAUCUACCGCAAGCUACUGUCACUAUACAGAACAUACCGGGGACUACGUCGCAGCUUAUUCGAGGAAUACCAAUCAAUACAAAAUCUGGUACCUUCAGCACCGUCAUGUCUCAAGGCACUGCGAGCACUAUCAUCGGUUUCGGGACUCGCACUUCCAACGCGACGAUAAUCGGUACUCCUCAAUACGUCAACGUAAGCUCCAAGUCUUUCCCCACCGGGAACAUUCUCCACAACGCCAUCGUAUCCCGAAACAUCAUCAAUAGAAGCAAUAUCCCCGCUUCGAGCGCGACAUUCAACGUGACAGCAGUCAGACCCAUCCUACACACGUCAACCCCCAAGAUAAGUACAGUUGUCACAACUAGUUCAAGUGAUUUCGAUACUAUCUCAACAACCAAAGAUAUGAUAGACAAUGCCUGUAACUCAUCGGUGAUGUUAAAGAAGGUUUUGACUCUAGGUAGUGCGGGGGCUACCAAGUCGUUCAUGAUGCAUAAUACGCAGAAGGUUUUGUCGACAGGGUUCGCCAAUGGGGUGACCGCCCCGCCGAAUGUGACUAUCGUUAGUUCAGGGAACACUGUUACUAUGAUGAAUAAUAAUAACGGGCAUUCUACUUCCAACAUAGUAAGCGCUGCGUCUGGUAAUUUAAGCGCUACUCAUGCUACGCUAUCAGCUCUGUUAGCGUCUAACGCUGAAAACGCACAACAGAGCAAGAAAUAAUCAAAUUCCAGGUCUCAUUCCAUAUUAGUCCAUUACUCCAUCGAUCUCAUAAUCCUAGGCAAAUAUUCUCCUGUAUUACUUAUUCAAAUGUUUAUCUUAUAAGGCUCUUGGUAUACGAGGCAACGCUAGUCUUUCAUUCUCCGAGUAAUUACAGGCCUGCAAACUCGUAGAGUAUGUAGACCUGUGCCUUUUUUGGAAAGUCAUCGGGUAUAGAAUACUUGAGUUGUCUUGUAUAUAUAGGGUUUCUGUAUUCGUCUCCUAACUUCCUUAUUGUUGUUAAUUAUUAAUUAGAACAUAAGUUAAAAAACAAUAUUGCAGUAGAUAUGCAGUAGUUAAUAUAUUAAUGUGAGUCUAUCCAUUAUAUAUACUACUCAUGCAUAUACCAAAACUUAUACUGCGUUUAGGCUAGUCCUAGAUUACUUUGACUAUGCAUCUUAGGCCUAGUGCACACAGCCUGUAUCAGCAAUAUAUUUAAAGUUUAAUUCAUGGAUGAUACUAAAAAAAGUAUGUGAACUUAGAAAAGUAAACAGUUUUGCAGUCUGCUUUAUAUUCUUGCUUAUAUGGGCUUUUAUGCACUGGCCAGAUGCAGUCAACAAAACAUGUAUUGAAAACUGUCCAUUAGUAGUUUCGUAAAGGUAUGCCAAUGUAAAUUUGUGUGGCUACCGAUCCCUAGUUUAAUAAUAUUUUAGCAUAAUUAUCAUACAUUCAUAGAGAUUAAAUAAUAUAAAGAAAUAAUAAUAUAAUUAUAUUAUAAUCUACCUCUUAUGUUACCUAUAUUGUAGUAUGGUUAACUUUAUCAAGGUUGUGUUUCGCUUAGAGUACAAAUUGGGAAUUAGGGACUGCAUGUUAUCAGUAUUACUUGCCGACAAAUUAUAAUAUCUUUAAUAAUAAUGUGUAUUCACAAAAAUGAAAAGCGUAAAUCGUUAAGUUGCUCGCUUUUGCAGGCGAUGUUUGCCAACAUCAGCCGCUGAAUUAAAAAAUAGCAAAUAUUUGAUUAGUAGUUGUAUACUUAAAAGUAAAAAAUAUAUCUCAGCAUUGUAUUGUUAUAAUCUAUAUGAGUCUAACAGUAAUUGAUAACCAAAGUAUUUACAGAUUCGAUAUAAAAACUCUUUCGCUAGAAUGACUAUUAAUUAAUAUUAAAAUAGAAUGUAUGUUAGCAUGUUUAAUCCAGCUAUUAAAAACUGUUGUUUACUGAAAUUACCUAAGCAUAGCGAGUAUUGUCUGUUUUCAACUGUUUUACAUGAAAUCAGUUGCUUGAAAGUCUAAUUAAUUAAAUAAGAUAAGUUCUAGAGCCAAACAAUAUGAUCUUUUAAAGUAUAAUUUAUCAUUUACAACUGAAGCUAUAUGACUGAUUGAAACAAGGUUCAUGAAAAUAUUUUUACACACUUUUCUCAUAUAUAAUAAGCAAGUCUAUUUUUUAUAUUUCUAUAAUUUAUUUUUUUAUGAAGGGGUUUUAUCAUGUAACUUAGGUUAUUUAUUCAUUUGUUUCAUGGAUUGUAAAUAUGAAUAAUUCUAGAAAACGUUUUAAAAAUCUUGUAGCAUAGUUCUAGGCAUAAUUUAAAGUUUUUAAGGUAAGUCUUUAUGAAAAUGUUAAGGAAUUUUUUUGAUGUUUCGCUUUUUUGUUUAAUUGUUCACUCAUUGUGCCAAAUGUCGUUUUAUAAUUCUAGACUGUUGCUUUGGUUAAGUUUUUCGCUUGUUGUUUAUUGCGAUCUUAAAAUAUAAUUAAAUCAGGAUUGGAUACCAAAUCUUCAUAAAAUGAAGUGAAGGCGCGCGCACCGCGUAUCAGGGAGGAUUGAGAGUCGAUCUCUCGCAGUCCCGAUGCCUCUCGUUUCCUAUGAUCUGUAUUAACUCUAUUAUAUUGUACUUAAAAAAAAGAUUUUUUACUAAGGAAGGCCUUGAUUCAUACUCGAUCCACACUUGACUCAUUGAAACAGCAUUUUGUUGUAAGUAACGAAAAUUGUGUAGUGUCCAAUCCCUGAUGCAUGAUUUUACUUUUUGUAUUAGCUAUUGUUAUAAAUAUUUGUGCUAAAUAUGCUUUUUACUGAAGGUUUUUGUUUAAAAUAUUCUUGUAAUGUAGUUUCGAAUUUCGAAUACUUGUUGAUUACUAAAAUACUUGGCAAUUAAAACUUUGGAUCUACGUUUUAUUUUGGUUUGAGCUAAUAAUAUUUAUAUUUAUUAAGUGAAUUUGCGUGUAUGUGAACAAUACUAAAUGCUAAUUGCAAUAAUAAUUUGUUAUUGAAAUCAUCGAUUGAGAUUAACGAUCAGUCAUUUUACUAAGCUUUAUAUUAAUUAUUUUUUUGAGUGGCAAUACGUAUAUUUUGCUAGCUUUUAGCGGCUAUUUCGGCUUUAAUGAUUAUUUUUCUUUGCAAUAUUUUUGUUCGCUUUUGUGCAAUGUUAUAUUUGUUUAUUUUUUUUAAUUUAGCCCUUUUGCUUCGUGUUGCAAUAUUUAUUUAUUGAGCUACGGCUUUUUAUUGUUUAUGCCAGCUUCAUAAGCUUGUAUGCAAUUAUAAUAGUUUUUUUUAAUUAACGAUUUUGUUGAAGAUAGAAAGCUCCGCAUAUUGCUGACAGACCUGACCUUCUUAAUUCUACUUUUGACGAUAAUAUGACGUCAUUUCAGAUUGUCCAAUACGAGAAGAUUCCGGUCUGUUAGCAAUUCUCGAGAGUCAUAAUUUAGAAUUUAGAUAAAUAAGUUAUUAAAGUUGAACUAUGUUUGUAAUUUAUUGGAUACCUGUUGUUCAAAUGUGAUCCGAAAGUGAUUAUUUCAUAGUACUGUGUUGUGAAAUGGCUGUGUUUUUACUUCAGUGAUAUAUUUUCGAAUAAGCCUCUAGAUUUCGACUCAAUUCUAUUUUCUUGUCAAUGAAUACGAUAAUUAAAUUUAAUGGUCUUAGUAUUGUUAGGGAAAUUUCUCGCACAUACUAGGUGUAAAGAAUAGGAGUGAAAGUUUUCAAACUGUUUCCAACAAUUUAACCAAGAAAGCUAUAAAAUAAGAGAAAAUAAAUGUUCUUGCCGUACAAAAUUAUAAUCAUCAAAUAAUCGAAAUUUAGCAAGAAGGCCUGCAAUUGACUAUUGUAACAGAUUUACAAAUGUAUAAAAUAUAUUUUUUUUUUAAUUUUCACACAAACAAUAUCUCUUAAAAGCGCCUUACGACGAGUGACGUUCGCGCAUACAGGGUUUAUUUUCAAUGACCAGCCCCGUUUGUAUCUAUGACUUUAUGGCUUUCUGCAGUUGGAGAAUUUAAAAUAUUUUCACGUAUAUUCUCUACACUUUGUAUAGUAGAUGUAUUCACCUAGUUGGUACUACUUGGUACAUUUUCCGAUAUGAUUGUUGUGGCUGUGUUUUUUCCUAUGUAUUCGUUGUACUGUCGUGUUAAAAGGUUGUUAUGCGAUAUGCAGUGAUCGUUUUAGUGAAAUAUUUUGAUCUCUAGCAUACGAUAGGUGUAGUAUAUAGAAAUGUAUUACUGUUGUAUGUGGGUUUGUGUCCUAUUUCAUGAGGUUUUAAAAUUUCUUGAAUAUACUUGAAUGAAUGAAUAA
Trichoplusia ni (cabbage looper) is the source of this 6532-nucleotide messenger RNA. RefSeq lists its product as uncharacterized. The transcript has 9 exons. Gene Ontology annotation, molecular function: DNA binding; nucleosome binding. NCBI's taxonomy places the organism in Eukaryota, Metazoa, Arthropoda, Insecta, Lepidoptera, Noctuidae. The record is from RefSeq and is a predicted model, not a curated record. Gene Ontology annotation, cellular component: nucleus. Bases 405 to 3002 code for a protein of 865 amino acids.